AUGCCGGUCUCCAAGCAGCUCGCCGAGAUCAUGAAUCGGCACAAAGAUCUCUUCGCUGCGCAUCGGGAUGACGCCUCUGAAGAUAGCAGCUAUUCAGGGGCUCCUGCCCUAUUAUCUCGUCGUCUUCGACUGGUACCCAAGCACUUAAGGGCCUACGUCUAUGCAGCGAUGGCGUUCAAGCAAGAUCACAACUUUUCAAAACAAUCACCCACCUAUCAUGAUCGCAAAGUCCGAGCCUCAAUUCAGGAGGAGGGCAGGUUUGCUGCUGCUUUCACACCUCUCUUUGUUGGCAUGUCGGCGGCCUUUAGUGAUACCGACACCAAUACCGCGAUGAUUGCUACGGCUAUUCAUGAUAGCUGCUACUUGAUCGACUUUGCCGUCCAAAGCAUUGAUCUGAAAUCCUCGCAGGAGUCUGAAGAUCCUAUUGCAGAUCAUGUUGUAAAAGAGUUGAAGAAGUAUGAACAGAUUAAUACGAGCAAGUUCGUCGGUGCUGGCAUUCCGUGGGAACUUGUCAAACGUAGUCCAAGAUUGUGUUCAAGGCUCUGGCUAGAACUUGACAUCAUUCCAAUUACAAUCCUCACACCCGGCUUGGAGAAACAGGAAGCUGAGAUGAGGGGUGAUAUCUCCUGGGCUGAUAAAAUGGUCGAUGAGCAAGCAGAUUCCGUGGCGAGAAAGUGCAUCAUGCAUUUUGGUCCCAACCUAACUCCGCUUCUUCAAGUGGGCUGGAGAGGUGCCGUUGAAGUCGAUUCAGGCUUUCAAGCUCGCCUCCUCACUCCACAGGACUUCAAAACCACUUGUAGUCCUCGCACAUGGGAUGCAAUGAUGAAGUUUGUCCUAUCAUUGAAAGAAAGGGGAACAAAAAUUGCAUUCUUCUCAAGUACACCACAGGGGGGCGGUGUUGCCCUCAUGAGACAUGCCCUUAUUCGAUUGGCAAUGUCUCUGGGAGUUGACUUGAAUUGGUAUGUGCCAAAACCAAAGCCCGGAGUCUUCCGCAUAACCAAAAAUAUGCACAACAUUCUCCAAGGUGUUAGCAAACCACAUGAGGCCAUUAGUGCUGAAGACAAGGCGGCCUUGGUCGCCUGGAUCCAGGAUAAUGCAUCUCGUUACUGGCUUAAUCCAGGCGGCCCUCUGAGGCCUCCAGAGGAGGGUGGAGCACAUGUUAUUAUAAUUGACGAUCCUCAAAUGCCAGGUCUCAUCCCUUUAAUCAAGGAAAUAACUCCCGAUAGGCCAGUUCUCUAUCGUAGCCACAUUCAAAUACACAGUGCUCUGGCAAACAUCGAGGGGACCCCUCAACAUGAUGUUUGGCAAUUCCUGUGGGCAAAUAUCAAACUAGCAGAUUUGUUUAUCAGUCAUCCAAUCCCAAGCUUUGUUCCCGAAAACGUCCCAAGACCGAUGACCUGUUAUCUUCCAGCAACCACAGUGCCACUCAAUAAGGAUGUUAGUCUUCAAUAUGUUCGAUUUGCUGGCAAAGCUGACCAAUUUUACAGGACUGAGCUGAGAUAUCCAGAAAAGAAAUAUAUUAUUCAGAUAGCCCGGUUUGAUCCCGCAAAGGGAAUCCCAGAUGUUAUCGAAGCCUAUGCCGAGUUCCGGCGUCUUUUAAUUAAGAAAUCUCCGCUUGCGGAUGCACCUCAAUUGGCAAUCUGCGGCAAUGGCUCAAUUGACGACCCUGACGGCGCUCAGAUCUACGACCAAACGAUGGCUACACUAGAAACCCGCUACCCAGAUCUGCUCAGCUCUGUCUCCGUCAUGCGCCUCCAACCCAAUGAUCAACUCCUCAAUGCCCUCAUCUCAUCUGCCCACUUUGUCCUACAAUUCUCGACCCGAGAAGGCUUUGAAGUAAAGGUCUCUGAAGCCCUCCACAAGGGUAAGCCGGUAAUCGCAACUAAUUCUGGUGGCAUUCCACUUCAAGUACAAGACAAGAAGAACGGAUAUCUAAUUGAGCCGGGAGAUUGGCAAGCUGCUGCUGCCCAUAUGAUUAAUCUAUGGACGGAUGAAAAACUAUAUAAGAGGAUGUGCGAUUACGCGAGCAAAAGUGUCAGUGAUGAGGUGGGCACGGUUGGAAAUGCUCUCAGCUGGUUUUACCUUGCGGAUAAAUUCGCUAGUGGGGAGAAGCUGGUACCAAAUUGUGCGUGGGUUAAUGAUAUGGCAAGGGAGGCCGCCGGGAUAGAGUAUGAGGAAGGGGAGAAUAGAUUGCCUAGAAGCUUUACGCAGAGGUGA
Messenger RNA from Venustampulla echinocandica, 2217 nucleotides. Its product is annotated as Glycosyltransferase family 4 protein. Lineage: Eukaryota; Fungi; Ascomycota; Leotiomycetes; Helotiales; Pleuroascaceae. Gene Ontology annotation, molecular function: glycosyltransferase activity. The record is from RefSeq and is a predicted model, not a curated record. The transcript is spliced from 8 exons. Bases 1 to 2217 code for a protein of 738 amino acids.